This is a messenger RNA of Camellia sinensis, 1645 nucleotides long. The record is from RefSeq and is a predicted model, not a curated record. NCBI's taxonomy places the organism in Eukaryota, Viridiplantae, Streptophyta, Magnoliopsida, Ericales, Theaceae.
UUACCUCUUGCUCCUCCACCACGCUAAUCGCCAUCGCCAUCGCCGUCGCCUCUAUUAGCCUUGCCAAUCGCCACCGCCACUAGUAGUCUUGCCGGUAAUCGCCGCAUCUUCUUCGCUCGCUGAUUUGAAAAUUUACUGACUGGAAUAGAGGGAGAAUUUUCCUUGCUGCAAUUCAAACGACGCUGCUCUCCUCUAGCUCCCUUCGAACUCGCACUCGCAAGGGCUUACCAGUGCCAUCAAAAUGAUUGGUGCAGUCAUCUUUCUACCUUCUCACGAGGCAAUUAUUGUUCCAAAUGGGGAUUUACAUGACAAUGCGGAUUUCCAACACUCACAGCCACUUGAUGUCGAUAUGGAGGCACCGAGGGAGGCAACCCCCCAAUCUAGUGUCGUGCCUAGUAGACACCCUCGUGGCUUGACGCGCGGGUUGAAGGUUCAAGCAAUGGUUCAGAAAGAUAGAAAGCUCAAAGUUCCCAUACCAUAGGAGUAUCGUGCGCCCGUGGGGGAUCAUGCCUCUCAAUUAGUCUCCAAAAUUGGUGUUGAGGUCCAAACACACUUGCCAGACUUUAGCAUUCACAAGUGGAAACAUGCCAAUGAAGAAGUUACAGCACCUAUGUUUUAGCAUCUAACAGUAAAAGUUUUAUAUAAUUGAUUGAAUUAAUGUAAUAUAAUUAAUUAUGACUUGCAAGAUUUGUGGUUGUUGCUAGGAUCAAUUUGACAUGGAAGGUGAAUCCACAAAUGUUAGCAAAGCGGUGGCAACAAAGUGUAGACGGAGCUUGAGCACCCAUACCUACAGACUACGAAUAAAAUACCUGAACCUUAAAAGUGCUAAGGGAGAAGAGUAUGCUAGAAGCCACCCACCGCCUGAAUGUGACCUCGAGAAAUGGAAAAACUCGAUUGACAAUAAGUGGAAUGAUACUAAUUGGCUGAAGCAAUCAAGUGCUAACAUUGGCAAUAGAAAUCAAUUGAAGACGAAGCAUAGGUGUGGGUCAAAAUCUCUCCCAGCUAGGGUACACGAGGUGGAUAAUAUGAUAAAGAUCCAAGCUGAACAUUGCUCCCAACCUGGUGCGGUUCUAAUUACUCUGGAGGAGCUAUCUCUGAAGGUGCUGAAGCCAAGGUCGGGACAUGUUAAAGGACUUGGGUUGAGGCGUUCCUUCUCUGUCAGGACUACCAGUGCUUCGACUGACAGUGACUAUGUGAGGCAUCUAGAGAUGGAAAUACAAGAGAAAAAUGAGGAAAUUCAGUCACAAAAAGAGGAAAUUCAGCCACAUAAAGAGGAAAUUACAGCACAAAAACAUGAAAUUCAAGCACAAAAAGAGGAAAUUCAAGCACAAAAUAAAGAGAUAGGGAAGAUGAAUGGGUCGAUUGACGAGCAUUUUGAGAUCACAUCAAGCAUCAUGGAGUUUCUUAAGAAGUAAGGUUUCAAAGGACAAUUUAGAGGAGGAGGUAUCCCAUGAACUCGUACAUCGCCUUUUUGAUUGGUUUUGAUGACGUUAGGAAGCAUAUAGUUGCAAAUGAAGAUCAACUGUUGAAUUUUUUUCCCUAAACUGAUGCUUAGUUGUAGUUGCAAAUCAAGAUUGAGUGUUGAUUUUUUUUGUGGACUCCACGUUAGUUCAUUUUGGGAUUUGCUUUAAUGGUUUUUUUGUUA